This is a messenger RNA of Aphanomyces astaci, 798 nucleotides long. RefSeq lists its product as hypothetical. The record is from RefSeq and is a predicted model, not a curated record. NCBI's taxonomy places the organism in Eukaryota, Oomycota, Saprolegniomycetes, Saprolegniales, Verrucalvaceae. The transcript has a single exon. Bases 1 to 798 code for a protein of 265 amino acids. Gene Ontology annotation, cellular component: membrane.
AUGGCAACAAACCCGAACUUGUGGAAAGAAAUCCUCUGUGGUGCCCUCCUGGGCAUCGUUGGGGUUGCUUGUAUGUACCGAAUUGUGGCAUAUCCCGUGGAGCCCGGUCGCCAUAACGUUCAAAUCGCGUUCAACCCAAGCAACGUGUGGCUGCUGUCGUUUCGCUGUGCUACGUUUGUAUUCUUCGUCGUAGUGUGGAUCCUCCAAGUUCAAUCCUCCAACUGGUUUGAGCUUGUGUACUACACGUACUGGAACUUUACACUCCAAACAAUUUACUUUGGCGCCGCUAUCGUCGACCAAGUGCGCCGAUGGUCCCGACCCCCGACUUUGACCGAUCGCUACUACGCCAACCGACCACUCAACACGUUAUUUGACGUGGUGUUCGCGUCCCUCAUUCUCGUCGCGCUUGUCUAUUGGAUUUUCAUCUUCAACACGGCCAAGCACAUCGAGUGGCCCACCUACGUCGUCCACUUGGUGAACGUCGUCCUCGUCGUCGUCGAGUUUGCCUUCAACGAACACCUAGCCCAACGCACGAGUCUCAAGUACGUGGUGCUGUGGCCAGCGAUCUUUGCCAGCGUCGCGUGGAUCGGCCACGCCACGUACACCCGAGGGUUUUGGCCGUACAGCAUCAUGAGCUUGGACAAUCCGUACGCGCCGCUCGUUUGGCUUGGCAUUGGGGUCGCCCACGUCGUCUGCUUUGGGUUUGUGCUGCUCUUGUCGUAUUUCAAAGCGCGAUGGGUGGGUGGUGAGCAGCCGCCGAGGUUAUUGGCUCGGCAAGACAUGCAUUUGCACGCGUAA